UUGAGUGAAGCCUCUCCUCCUCACUUCCCAAUCCCAAAAUCUGCAGAAGAGUUGAAGAGCACCUGAAAACUGGAUGGGCAGCACCAGGAGCAAAACCAUCAGCAAGAACUGAUUCUCUUCUGUUUAGAGAAAUCUAGCUGGUGUCUCACCAAGCAGAAGAAGUGAGCUGGGCUGAAACAGGAUCCUGCACUCCAGGUUUUCAAAUGGCUGAUCCUUUUCUAUAUAAUACUGGAGAAAGGUCUCACUAUGGGUGCCUUGGACAUGAAGUACAAAUUGAAUACCUUAAGGCAUAUGUUUGUAGACCAUCUUUUUCCACGGACAAAGCUGUGAUUGUGGUCCAUGAUGUAUUUGGAUGGCGGUUCCCAGAUAUUAGAUACAUAGUCGAUUUGAUGGCAGCUCAUGGAUAUAUAGCUAUCUGCCCGGACUUCUUCAAGGGGACAGAACCCUGGAAAUCUACUGAUCAUUGGGUUGACUUUCCUGACUGGAUGAAAAAUCAUGAUCCUAUGAAAGCAGACAAGGAAGCUGAUGUUGUCUUGAAGUAUCUAAAGGAGCAAUGCGGUGCAAAGAAGAUUGGUAUCGUUGGGUUUUCCUGGGGUGGAAUGGCAGUACAUCACUUGAUGCUGAAAAAUCCUCAAUUAACCGCUGGGGUGUCCCUCUAUGGAAUAGUUAGAGACUCUGAAGAAAGAUACAGUUUACUAAAUCCCACAUUUUUCAUUUUUGGUGAGAAAGACCACACUAUUUCUUUGGACCAGAUCUUCUUAUUGGAGGACAAGCUGAAACAGUAUUGUAAAGCUCCAUAUAAAAUCAAAGUUUAUCCUGGACAAGUUCAUGGGUUUGCACAACUGAAGCCAGAAGAUAUGAAACCUGAUGAUAAACCUUAUAUUGAAGAAGCUAGAAGGGAUAUGAUUGAUUGGAUCAAAAUGUUUGUUUGACAAUAGAAGAAAGAAAUGCUAGACUUCAAGAUCAGUGAUUGAUUUAAUUUGAGAGAAGAAAACAGUCAA
Messenger RNA from Cyanistes caeruleus (blue tit), 1001 nucleotides. The record is from RefSeq and is a predicted model, not a curated record. Lineage: Eukaryota; Metazoa; Chordata; Aves; Passeriformes; Paridae.